Messenger RNA from Armigeres subalbatus, 1006 nucleotides. RefSeq names its product protein disulfide-isomerase A4-like. The transcript has 2 exons. Gene Ontology annotation, molecular function: protein disulfide isomerase activity. The record is from RefSeq and is a predicted model, not a curated record. The coding region runs from base 439 to 957 and encodes 172 amino acids. Lineage: Eukaryota; Metazoa; Arthropoda; Insecta; Diptera; Culicidae. Gene Ontology annotation, biological process: protein folding. Gene Ontology annotation, cellular component: endoplasmic reticulum.
CACUAGAAAAACAUUCGCACGACUUAAUUGAAACCAUUCAAUUACUCGGAAAUUAUUCAAUUACUCUAUACGGGUCUCCAGUUCAGUCGAAAAAAAUUUGCACUCAUCUUCGCCGCACAUUGCGCUAGAGGCAAAUCGUCCUCAGUGUCGAUCGGUUGGCCGGCGCGGCGCGGCGGCGGUCAUCGGACGAUGUUGAUGAAGAAACCAAAGAUAUCCCCACACAAACGAAUCCAAGUUAUUUGGACGAUUGCGCGCCUUCGAUGAUCGUCAUCGCCGCCGAUCGCCGAUCAACAUCAGUAGCACGCUUGCAAACGCCAUACACAGCCGAUAGAGCCAGAAGAAGAUUACCAUACGCGUCUCAUACGUUCGUCACCUUGCGGUUGUUUGUGUUACCGAAAUCAAAUUCGCGCGCAACAAGGUUACGCCUCGUGUGCCAAUAUGAAGAUCCAUCGAAGCUUUGUUCUAAAACUUUUGCUGAUUGCUGUCACGAUUAUCAGUGUUGUUGGAUUCCAAGAGAAAGAUACGAGUACGUUACAUCCUAAGUUGAACGAGCUUGACUCAAUAGAUGAGUUUGAUGAAGUGAUCGGAUCCGUGAAGAUUGGCCCUAGUGGUUUUGAUCAUCAGCUGAAUACGUCAGAGUACCAUAUGGUUCUGUUCUACGCCCCAUGGUGUGAAUAUUGUUUAAAAAUUCUACCGGAAUGGACGGAAGCCACCCAGAUGAUGAUGGAUAGAAAAUUUUCCGAUCUAGUCCAGUUUGCACAUGUGGACUGCAUCUCCGAGGAAGAAUUCUGCUCCAGGCUGGAUAUCACAGAUUACCCGACCAUACGAACCUAUAUGCGUGGACCUCCCAGGCGUUUCGAGUUGGUGUAUCCGUACCUGUUGGAGGAUACGGUGGAGUAUAUGAAAGAUUAUUUGUUAAAUUCGACUGAUAACAGCGACGAUAGCGAUGAUACUUAGCCAUUAAUGAAUGGAAUGAGAAUGAUAAUAAAGGUGAAACAAAAGUUUA